AUGAUGGCUCUCCCACGAUACCAGACAAACACACCCCUCGACCCAUCCUUUGAGGAUGAUAUCCGCAACACACACCUUGUCUACGAUUACAACGCUACAGACGCGGAAGGCAACCCAGAAAAAUGGCGUUAUGAGAUCUGGUUCUUUUCUGAAGACCGUGUCGUUUAUGCCAUCCACGGUGGCCCCAUGGCCGGCCGUAUCAACUAUCAAACCGCCGCAUAUCAGUGUGUACGACCAGGAGAGCUCUGGCAGAUCAACUGGCUAGAGGAGACAGGGACCAUUGUGUCCUUGGUUUACGAUAUUACGAGCAAGAAAGUCAACGGCAUGCUAGGGUUCUCGAAAGGACACUGGGAGCACGCGGAGGAGGCACAUGGUGAUAAGAGGAACCCCGAGGAUUUUGAGCGUUGGAAGGGACUAGCUGCGAUUGGAAAGCAGACGGAUAGAUUUAUUUUGACGGAGCAGGCUAAUAUUUUGGAAGUCUUCAAGGGUGAGGGCGGGUUGGUGCCCAUCACUCCAGACGCCCCGACCUUGUAA
Fusarium falciforme is the source of this 534-nucleotide messenger RNA. RefSeq lists its product as hypothetical. Lineage: Eukaryota; Fungi; Ascomycota; Sordariomycetes; Hypocreales; Nectriaceae. The record is from RefSeq and is a predicted model, not a curated record. Bases 1 to 534 code for a protein of 177 amino acids. Gene Ontology annotation, molecular function: carboxy-lyase activity. The transcript has a single exon.